This is a messenger RNA of Amoebophrya sp. A25, 1416 nucleotides long. Lineage: Eukaryota; Dinophyceae; Syndiniales; Amoebophryaceae. The record is from the annotation of a GenBank genome assembly.
CCGUAAUGCAUAGUGCGAGGAUGCCGCUUAUUUAUGACAUGAUCGUGAUCGGUUCUGUGCCAAGCCCUGAAGGUUGUUCAUAAAGGCAGAUGGAUUGAAAAUUGUGCUCACAGGACUUAGAUACUUCUGGUUUUGUUAAUAGUUUUUUUAGGCCGUCGACGACCAUUGUGGUUGUUCGUUGUGGUCAACAUGAAUCAAUCUCUUUGCCAUUUGUAGUUCGUAUUAAUUUGCUUUCUUUAUGAACAACCUCCAGGGCUUGGCAGUGCAUGUGUCUUAUUCUUGUACGCAAUUAUCAUAGUAUGGGUUAUGUCUUAAGACACUAUUUCUUCACUCAGAACUGCUUGUUCCUUCCCCUCCAUCCUUCAUUUCCACCAGCAAGGCGCGGCACAACCAGCAUUCGACAAGGCGCAUGCGUGCCCCUUUGCGAUGCUGACUGUGCGGGAACAAGAGCCGCGACAAGAUAUCUUGACCUACGAGGCUCAUGCGUUGAGCGGGCUUGAUCUUGAAGGUAUGGGUCGAAUAGGGCACAUACGCUAUGGGACUACAACCAGUAGCACUUCAUCUUUUGCAGAGUUUACGAAGUGGCGUAGCUUGGAGACGAAGAUAGAAGAGGAAGUAGAUGAGGAAUCGGAGGAACCAAAAGCGAAGAAGAGAAGAAAAGAUGAUAAAAGUUCUGAGCUGCUGCAGGAGGCGGACGAGGCACAAGAGGACGUAGAGCGCAAGCCAAUUACAGCCAGGACCCCACGAUGGCAGGAAGCUUCCACAUUACAAGAACUCCGCAAUAAGAAAAUUCUCAAAGUUAAGGCUACCGCUGAUGCAUCCUCAGCAUCGUCCUUAAUCCCUUUUCUACUUGAAAAGGAGGCCAGGGAUGCGCUCAGGGAUGCUAAGGCGGCAGCUCUAACAAAGCCACUGGCUCCGAACUGCCGGAUGAAACCAAAGACAUCAACACUGACAUGCUUCGCAUGCUUGAAGCGCAGUUUUUCGACCACUUGAGGGUGGAACGGGAACAGCAUCUGCAAUUUGGAGCUCUGCAUCGACCUACACAGCAGAGUCAAAUGAUGCAUCUCAGUAACCUGAACGAAUGCAUCUUCACAGACUCCCACUUGGGUGCAUCCUUACUCUACCAUAUGGGGAACACGGUGCCACGCAAGCUCAUCCUUCCCCCUCGAGAUGAGUACGACCCACGACGAUUUUUCUGUAGCUAUAGUCCAGGUUGCGAUGAGAAGUUUUUCUCAACUUUGGCCGCAGAGUUGACUGCGCUAGACGAAAUGUUCAAAGACGAUGUGGACGACUUGGAUCAAGACGACUGCUUGGGCUUAGGGGCUGGAGGCUUGCACCUGGGAGGAGACUUGGGAACCUUAGGAAGUGGAGAGCUUGAAGGGAUCAUAGAGGAGGAGGUGGAAGAGCAACUCUUGG